Molecule: messenger RNA, 2824 nt
Organism: Carassius auratus (goldfish)
Lineage: Eukaryota; Metazoa; Chordata; Actinopteri; Cypriniformes; Cyprinidae
Product: ubiquitin thioesterase OTU1
Exons: 3
Coding region: 97-1044 (315 amino acids)
Biological process (GO): ERAD pathway; endoplasmic reticulum unfolded protein response; protein deubiquitination
Cellular component (GO): nucleus; cytosol
Molecular function (GO): protein binding; cysteine-type deubiquitinase activity
Source: RefSeq, a predicted model, not a curated record
CCAGUUAGCAUAUUCCUCGUUUCUUUCCUUUUUUUAUAUUUUAUUUAUUCAUACACUGUGUCUGUCAAUACGUGCACAUUUUCACAUGUUAUUUCAAUGAAAUUGACAUUGAUUUACAUUGAACUGGACAGGUACAUGAUGCUGCGUCUGCGUUGCAAAGCCAAGAACGGGACCCAUCUGAUGCAGGGCCUUACACAUCAGUCAUGUGUUCAGGAGCUUAAAGAUAAGAUUGAGGAGCUAACAGGAAUACCAUGUGAAGUACAGAAGAUCAUGGUAGGCUAUCCACCAUCCAACCUGGAUCUAUGCAACGGUGAAGCCCAUCUCAAAGAUUACCCUAUCAAAUCAGGAGACACGCUGAUUGUAGAGGAGGAGAAGAACAAACCCAAACCCCAAUCACAAACCACUGUGACCAAAAGGCCCAGUAUUGACCUGUCCCCAGUUCUAGAGCGGUACGUGGUCCCUGCUGACAACUCUUGUCUGUUUACGAGUGUGUACUACAUUAUGGAGGGAGGUGUUUACGACCCGGGCUGUGGGCCUGAAAUGCGCGGGCUCAUCGCAGAGAUUGUAGCUAGUAACCCCACUGCGUACUCAGAGGCAGUAUUGGGCAAGACUAAUGAGGACUAUUGCUCCUGGAUCCGUCGCGAUGACACAUGGGGAGGAGCCAUUGAGGUUUCAAUCCUCUCGAAGUUCUACCAGUGUGAGAUUUGUGUUGUUGACACACAGACUGUGCGUGUCGACCGCUUCGGCGAGGAUGCUGGUUACACUAAACGAGUGCUGCUAAUUUAUGAUGGGAUUCAUUAUGACCCACUCCAGAAGGCAGUGCCCAAUUCAGAUAUUCCCGCACAGACUGUGUUUUCUACCACCGAUGACAUUAUUUUGGCCCAAGCGCUGGAGCUCGCCGAUGAGGCGCGGAGGAAACGUCAGUACACUGACGUCAACCGCUUCGCUCUGCGCUGCAUGGUGUGCCAGACUGGCCUGGUGGGGCAGAAGGAAGCAAGGGAACAUGCCAAGGAGACUGGCCACACCAACUUCGGGGAGGUGUGACGCUCUUCGCUCUGUUUCUGAAACCACCCCCAACUUUGCCGCAUCACUGCCACGCCACCUGACAUGGUACCUGCUCUUUCUCUGCUUCCUGUUCCAGCUUGGUACAGUCCUCUACCUCACAUUGUCUAGCGGCUUCAGGAGACUCUCACAUGUCGAGUUCCCCCAAGAAUUCAGUAUUCUUUUAACUUUGAGGUUGAAGUAUUAAAUGUGCUUGUGUUUUUGAGGCUGUUGCCAGAUAUGAUGACAAAGCCAUUAUCUUCAAACCAAAUUUUAAAGGGAUUCUCCACUGACUAACUUAUAUAUAUAAUGAUUACAAUACUAUUAGGGUGAAUUUCGCAAAACACAUCGAGGUCAAAUUUCACUGCAAAGAAGGAAAACAAAUAUUAAAGUCACAAUGAAAAUCUUUUUAAUCAUUAACAGGCAUCUUAAGCUAUAUGUGUGUUUAUAGUUCUUGAUGCCUAUUUUCCCAAUUCUCCCCAUAAUUCUCAUUUAAUAUUAGUAAUACAGUAUGAUAGUAAUUAUUAAGUAUUUAUACAUAGUAGCAUUAAAGUUAGGCUGCUUUUAUAUUUCAUAUCAGUCAUUUAAUUGAAAAAUAAGUUACUGUAUUACAAAAUGAUGUUAAACAAUAUUUCUUUUUCUUUUUUAUCACUGUUAAAUGUCACCUUAGACGGGUUUUCAUGAUAUUCACCCAUGACCUCAUGUAAACAGUUUUCUGUUGCCUGCAGCUCUAAGAUGUGUGCGUAACAUGGGUUUAACUGCUAAACUCUUGGUAGUAUCUAACAAAUAAUGAAACUUUAAACGAGUUAUAGCAUUAGGCAUAACUGUUCAUUUUUAACAUCGAUCUAAUAUGUUCAUCUUUUCACACAAAGUGCUUCUGUGGCCAGAGUAGUAUUGAAAAAACAGUGGAGACAGCUAAAAACAUACCUUUCAUGAUAUCUAAUUUACUCAUGGCAUUACUGUAUUUAUUAUAUUAUCUGUCUUUUUUAAGGUCAUGGGCACAGCUUCUGAACAAUCAGUGGCAUUAUGUGGAGUCUUAAGUUCACUUGCUUCAUUGUACCUGUUAUUUGAAAUGGUUACAUAGAUCAAGUGUCGACUCAGAAUACUCGAUGCGGUUUUUAAAAAUUUUCAGUAAGCUAGUUAGCAAGAAAGCGUGGAUUUCAAGUUGAAGUGGACAACAAUGGUGCUGAGAGUAGAAUCUCACUGAACUACUUUGUGAAUCUGUAGAUUUAGUUUUUCUUUUAAGGGCACUUGUGUAAUUUCUGCAAAUGACCACGCAAGAUUGUUUUAUGCAAAACUUGUUACUUCUCUCUCAAGUGAGUAUGACAUAAUGUUAGGAAGAGUGAUUGUAGUGAUUUUCAUUUGACGUUUUAAGUGAUGAUAUGUGUCAUUUAAUUUUUUCCUGUUUACAGGGACGAUAUUAAAGGUUUAGUGUAGCAAAGUAUCAUAGCUUUAGAGAGAAAACAUCUUUUAAGGCUUGAUGAUGAUGAUGAUGAUGAUGUACAUUCUCAGUAUUUUUUUUUUUCAGUCAGGUACUAUCCACACUGUUGUUUACUUGUUUGCAGCUUUUUAUUUUGAAGAAAUGGUUGCCAUUGUAAGGUCAAAGGAGUUUUUUUUUUUUAGUGAUUUUUCUAAAUGGCUGUGAUCAGUGUUACACUAAGGGGCCAUUUACACAACGAUGUUUGCAGACAAAAAACGGGAAACUGCAUGUACAUCACUUACUGCUACAAAAUCACUGGUAAUACUGGGUAAUGAAUAAUAAACUUGAAUUGAUACAUAUAAA